Messenger RNA from Entrophospora sp. SA101, 3054 nucleotides. Lineage: Eukaryota; Fungi; Glomeromycota; Glomeromycetes; Entrophosporales; Entrophosporaceae. The record is from the annotation of a GenBank genome assembly.
AUGAAGUCAUCCACCACCGAAUUCUACUCUUCAUCCGUCACAAAUGAUUAUGAAAAAGGUAACGGAAAUGAUUUUGGAGACUUGAUUAGGCCGAGAACUUGGGUAUUUUCUGCUGUCUAUAAAAAACAAAUCCAAACAACUAUUGACAAUAUCGGUGGCAUUGUAAGAUUUUUAGAUAAUGUUGCUUCGCCACAUUCGUCUCGUCCAAAUAAAGACUCAGAUUCAAAUCUUGAAUUAGAGUUGAUAUUGAUGAAUUCCUCGGGGAUAUAUAAAUCAAUUAUUUAUCCACAACUCCAAUAUAAAAUUCCAAAGUGCAUCAUGAACUUGUACGAUGUCGAUUACAAAUCACGUAAAGAAUUUUUAUUUCCUCCAACUGUUCAUCUCAAUAUUAAAAAAUUAUUUCAAGAUGAACCUUGUACAAAGUAUGUGGAAAGUUGUGUUGAUAAGAACUAUUUUUUCUCGGAAGAUUAUCGAGCUCAAAAAGUUGAUGUUUAUAAUUUGCAUACUGGAGACCUAGAAAUAUCGUUUAAAAUUCCAAAGUGCAUCAUGAACUUGUACGAUGUCGAUUACAAAUCACGUAAAGAAUUUUUAUUUCCUCCAACUGUUCAUCUCAAUAUUAAAAAAUUAUUUCAAGAUGAACCUUGUACAAAGUAUGUGGAAAGUUGUGUUGAUAAGAACUAUUUUUUCUCGGAAGAUUAUCGAGCUCAAAAAGUUGAUGUUUAUAAUUUGCAUACUGGAGACCUAGAAAUAUCGUUACAAAAACGUGUUCCAAUCACCAAAGCAUCAGCACUUUUGUCAUCAAACACUGCUGCUGCUUUCUCCACCUCCACCACCACCGAUUCAAGACUUUGGUCCAAUUAUCUAUUAGGAAACGAAUCAAUAUUCUCUUUAUCAAAAUAUGAGAAUAUGAUUGCACAUUGUUCUAAUUCAAAUGUUAUCACUUUAUAUUUGGCCGAAAAUGGGUUAGAAAUUGCUACAAAACUUUUCCCACAAAUUUUCAGAAUUUUGUUUAUAACAUUUAUUGACGAUGACACUAAAUUAUUUGUUGUUGCACAAAAUUAUGAAGAUGGCAAAGAUAAAACAAAAUUUAUUACUACGAUUAUAAUUUGGGAUAUUUUUGGUACCAAUAACUUUUACCAAACAUUUGAUACUGAUAAGGAUUCGAGUUUAACGUGUUUAACGAACGCAAAUGAUAAAAAUUUUUUCACUUCUAGUUUUGGCAGAAUUUAUUCUUUAGAUGACAAUGGUAAUUUGUUUUCCUUGUUGGAUCAUCCUGAUGUAUCUCACAUCUUGAAAAGUAAUGAAAUGUUACAAACUUAUUUUGAUGAUAUGACGCAGCUUCAAAUCAACAACAAUAAUGACAAUGAAGAUUAUCAUAUGAUUUAUAAUUUUAAUAAAAGUUUUAGCAAUAUAAAAGAGAAUAAAGGUGUUUUAAUAAUUAACAAUACAGAACCUUGGAAUAACAAGAAAAAAUACAAGAGAAUUUCUGUAUUUCUAAAUGACGAGAGAACAACUCAACUUAUCAUCGGAAGAACGACAAUUCAGGUUUGGCAAAUAAAAAUCACAAAAGCAAAGGAAACAAAAAAAAGAGUAUUGAAAUAUAUUUGGACAUCACUUGGAGGAUUUGACAUGGAAUCAAUUUCAAUUGGCAAAAAUAAAUUUUCUUUGAAAAUCUCGUUAUGUUCACUCAACUCACCGACCAAUACUAGUCAGCAUCUUAUUUAUUAUCCAAACAAUCCAAACACAAUAAAAGAUGCUUGCGAAGCACUUGAGUUUCUUUAUACUCAUAGAAAUCUAUGCAUUGGCCCAAAGAAUCAUCAAAGAUUUGAAGAUAUAUUCUAUAAUACUGAAAAACUUGCUUAUAGAUGUUUCAAAAAAUCACCAAGUUUAUGGAGGCUGAAUGAUAUUCGUCAUGAUAUCAUGGCUAAUUUGAUUAGAGGUCAUAAUAAUUCUUUGAUCAAGAAAAUCUUAUUCAAUGAUAAUGAUUUGGAUUAUAAUAAGCCAGCCUUAAAAAAUAAUAAAUACUAUUUGCAUACACCACGUUUAUAUAGAUGGCCAAAACAGAGAAAUAUCACUGAUUUGGAAUUAGCAAUUAAUUAUACUAAAGCUCAUAAAGAUACUGCCAUAGUUGGAUUUUUAUUAGAAUAUUAUUCUAAUCAUGCAAUGGAAAAUAUUGGAUGGAUGUUUACUGUAGCUAAAGCAAUUCCAUUAUUAUUAAAUUGUAAUUUAGAUUUUCUUGUAUAUCCACAUGGUAUAAAAGAUGAAAAAUUGCACUUGACAAAAUUAAUCAAAAGACUAUUGAAAUUAAUUUUUUGGCCACGUAAAUAUGUUUUAAGAAAUGAUGAAACUGAUCAUAGUUCAUUCUUAAGAAUUCUUAGACAAAAAAGAAAUGAAUUUAUGUAUGACAAUCCAUCAUUGGAAGCUUGUAUCAAUUUCAAAUUUUCAUCAGCAAGAUGGUAUUAUAUCAGACAUUUAAUCCAUUAUUUGUUAUUUGCAUUAAUGAUAUCACUUAUGCUUGGUUUGAUUGGCUCCUCCCCCUCCUACCCUUUUGGUGAAAUGGAUUCUGCAAUGGAGUUUUUAUAUAUUAUAGUUGAUCCAAUAACAAUCACCAUUUAUCUUGCUUUAACUGCUUACCUUGGUUAUUACUUGUUAGCAAUAGAAUUAGUACAGACUAAACAGUAUAAGAUCAAAAAGUAUUUGAAUUUUUAUAAUUUUAUUGAUCUCAUAUCAAUUCUGUUUCCAUUUGCUUCAGUGCUUGGAAGUUAUAUUUUUACAAUGAAAUUUUUUACAGAUUCAAUGGUGUUUAUAAAUGCUGGGGACCCUUCUGUUGAAGACUUUACCGCAUUUUUAUUAGAUUAUUUUACUAAUUUUGCAUUAAUACAAACAAUUGUUAGUUCAUUUGUUGUAUUAAUUUUGUGGUUGGAGUUUUCUGGUGUAACUUACUAUGGUUCAAGUCCAAAUGUUGAUACUUUCAAAAUUUAUAGUAAUGAUUCAAUGCUUCUUAAUAAUGACCCUUUACAAAAUGUUAUCAUUAAAAAAGAGUUUGAUGAGUAG